AAAAACAAACUCCCAACACUGCAGUAGCACGCACGCAGGCAGGCCUCUCGAAUGGUGCCAACCAUGACAGCUGGGAACGUCACGAGCCAAGCGCUGUGGUUCCGACCGGUGACGCCCACUCCGACUCGCUCCAGCGGUACAGCCGCCACCCUCCCCCCCCGAAUCCGAAUGGCCGGAGGAGCAGCAGCCUGGCCCAGGCUCGCCACCACUCUCGCGCGCUCCCUCGCCGCCCGCCACCGUCCCCUCCCCUGCCCCGACCUCCUCACUUCCUCCUCGCCGCGAGGUUUUGCAAACAUGGGUGAUUCAGUUCAAAAGAGUGGCAGUGCCGAUACUACACGGGUUUUGUUCUGUGGACCGUAUUGGCCUGCUUCUACUAUCUACACCAAGGAGUAUCUCCAGAAUCAUCCAUUUAUCCAGGUUGAUGAAGUAGGUCUGGAGGAGGUACCUGAUGUUAUUCAAAACUAUCACUUAUGUGUAGUAAAAAAUCGACGUGUAGACUCAGAUGUCAUUGCCAAGGCAAAUCAGAUGAAGAUCAUUAUGCAGUAUGGUGUUGGAAUAGAAGGUAUCGAUGUGAAUGCUGCUACAAAACACAAAAUUAAAGUUGCACGGAUACCUGGAAGUACAACAGGAAAUGCAAUCUCUUGUGCAGAAAUGGCAAUCUAUCUUACUCUCGGUGUUCUAAGGAAGCAAAAGAUGAUGGAUACUGCUGUGAAAUGUAAGGAUCUGGGCAUUCCAGUUGGAGAUACAAUAUUUGGAAAAUCAGUCCUUAUCUUGGGAUUUGGAGCCAUUGGAGUAGAAGUUGCCAAGAGGCUCAGACCUUUUGGAGUAAAAAUUCUUGCUACCAAACGAAAUUGGUCAUCUGAUACAUUGCCAUGUGAUAUAGAUGAGCUGGUCGAUAAGAAGGGUGGGCCAGAGGAUAUGUAUGAAUUGGCUGGAGAGGCUGACAUAGUUAUAACAUGCUUGCUAUUGACAAAAGAAACAGUUGGAAUCGUGGAUCAUAAGUUCCUCUCGGCAAUGAAAAAGGGAUCAUACCUGGUCAAUAUUGCUAGAGGAGGUCUACUGGACUACGAUGCUGUAUUUAAUCACCUGAAAUCAGGCCAUUUAGGUGGUUUGGGCAUUGAUGUUGCUUGGACGGAACCAUAUGAUCCAGAAGAUCCAAUUUUGAAGUUCCCAAAUGUUAUUAUAACGCCGCACAUUGCUGGAGUCACGGAAUAUUCUUAUAGGACGAUGGCAAAGGUUGUUGGUGAUGUCGCCCUCAAGCUUCAUUCAGGCGAGCCAAUCACCGAAGUAGAAUUUGUGAACUAGGUCAUGAAAUGCGAGGCACAGGUGGGGCAUUGUGGAUUCAUUCCAAACGGCCACAAUUUAGUUGGUCAUAGUGUCAAAAGUGCUUUGCCCCUAGGUGAAUAAUUGAUCAUUGAAUCGCCUAUCCCUGUAAUUCAUCAACUAUGCCAUUCUGUUGUGAUAUAUGCUUGCAUGUCCCUCUAUCCAUAUGAACAUGGCAAGAGGAGCAGCAUGCAUAACGACGUGUGUUGAAGAGCAUUCUGCAGUAAUGUUCUUUCCCUACAAUUUUUUUUAGUUUUUUCUUGGCUUUUAUAUAUGCACAUAUUUUUCAAACUGUUAAAUGUUAUAUUUUUUAAAGUUUGUAUGAAAAACUUCGCCUUUUCACAUUUUAAAAAGAGUGAAGUUCAUCAGC
Oryza brachyantha (malo sina) is the source of this 1693-nucleotide messenger RNA. RefSeq names its product hydroxypyruvate reductase. The coding region runs from base 52 to 1305 and encodes 417 amino acids. NCBI's taxonomy places the organism in Eukaryota, Viridiplantae, Streptophyta, Magnoliopsida, Poales, Poaceae. The record is from RefSeq and is a predicted model, not a curated record. Gene Ontology annotation, molecular function: phosphoglycerate dehydrogenase activity; NAD binding. The transcript is spliced from 10 exons.